Molecule: messenger RNA, 1069 nt
Organism: Kockovaella imperatae
Lineage: Eukaryota; Fungi; Basidiomycota; Tremellomycetes; Tremellales; Cuniculitremaceae
Exons: 6
Coding region: 272-1027 (251 amino acids)
Cellular component (GO): nucleus
Molecular function (GO): histone methyltransferase activity; protein binding; zinc ion binding
Source: RefSeq, a predicted model, not a curated record
GGGUUGGAUUGUUUUCAAGUCUACCGACAACGUAUGAUGACCUACCUGCCUUUGGCUGGAAUCUUUGCAUGCUCUCUAUAGGUCAUGCCAACUUAUCAAGGCAUGAGCUUUUGUCGCUGGACAUAGGCAAUGGCAAAGAGCCCUCCAGUACUUCAACGAGUACAUCGCAGACUCUGUUCUACCUGAUGGAACGUUGAUCUCAGAGGUCGAGCCUCCAAAGCACGAUGGACAAAGGAUAGACGAUGUUGAGUCUUCCGAUGGGCAUUCAGACAUGUCAGAGGGCUCCGAAGAGAGCGAUACGGUCGAGGGUUGCUCCUGUACCGGCGUGUCGUCUCUCUGCACUGUGACGGACGGAGACAAUUGCGAGUGCGUAGAGUCCUUUGGCAAUUUCUAUACCCUCGGCCCAAGUGGGCACCCCAUCCUCAACCUCGACGCUGUCCCCUACAGGCUCCCGCUGGUGGAAUGUGGAGCUCACUGCAGUUGUUCUGUCAAGUGUUUCAAUCGCACAACUCAACGAGGUGUUAAUUUGCCUGUGGAGAUCCGACAGACGAAAGCUGGACUUGGAGCUUUCCUCUCGGCCUCGGCAGACGCGGUGCCCAUCGAGGCAGGUACUUUCAUCGCCCUCUAUGCUGGAGAAUAUCUCUCCACCUCGGAAGCACGAUCGCGAUGGCAGCUCGAGUCAAAAGAUAAUUAUACGCUCUCGCUCAGGCUAGCCAAUGCGAUCAUCCACAUCGAUCCAAGAUACAAGGGUAACGUGGGACGAUUCUUCAAUCAUAGUUGCGAUCCCAAUUGUGUGAUUCUCAUCGUCUACUGGGGCGGCGGCUGGCCUCGAGCCGCUAUCUUCAGCAAGAGUAUCAUUCAACCGAGCGAGGAGCUGACUUUCGAUUAUGGCAAUGCCUCGGGUGACCAAGACGCACAGGACAGGGUCGAAGGUUGCGUGGCAGAGGAUGAUCGCCCCACGCUGACAAAGUGUCUUUGUGGCUCCGUUCGUUGUAGAGGAUACAUGCCGUUCGAUAGCAGUCUAUAGAUCUGCAGAUACAUGAACAGGCUCUUCACCUUGCUAUCCUGG